Melanaphis sacchari is the source of this 1946-nucleotide messenger RNA. Its product is annotated as glucose dehydrogenase [FAD, quinone]-like. The record is from RefSeq and is a predicted model, not a curated record. The transcript has 5 exons. Lineage: Eukaryota; Metazoa; Arthropoda; Insecta; Hemiptera; Aphididae. Bases 1 to 1875 code for a protein of 624 amino acids. Gene Ontology annotation, molecular function: flavin adenine dinucleotide binding; oxidoreductase activity, acting on CH-OH group of donors.
AUGUUUUUAAAAUCACUUCAGUUAAUAGUGUGUUUAACGAUAAUUUUUAACGAACGUGGAGCUCUAAUAGCAUCGCAAAAUGUAGAAUAUCCACCGUUAUCAGAAUCAAUGUGGAAUUACGUGGGAGAAACUUUAGAGUGGGAAUCAAGAGAACCUAAAAAUAGAGAAAAUGUUUUAGUGGAAUAUGACUUCAUCGUAGUCGGUGCUGGAAGUGCAGGAGCAGUAGUAGCUAGUAGAUUAUCCGAGAUUAAAAAAUGGAAGGUGUUAUUAAUCGAAGCUGGAAAAAAAGCAUUACAUUUUAUGGAUGUACCUAUAACAGCUCAAUUGUUGCAAGCUUCAGAAUACAAUUGGAAGUAUAAGACUAUACCUAUGAAUACAUCUUGCUUAAGUUUCGAUGAACACCGCUGUAAAUUUCCUAGAGGAAAAGUAAUGGGUGGUAGCAGUGUAUUGAAUUAUAUGAUUUAUACACGUGGUAAUAAAAUGGAUUACGAUAAUUGGGCAGAAAUGGGCAACGAAGGAUGGAGCAACGAUGACGUGUUUAAGUACUUUCUUAAAUCGGAAAACGCUAACCUAUCUACCUCGGAUGUGAACUAUCAUAGACAUAAUGGAUUGUUGUCAGUGGCAGACGUACCAUAUAGGACACCUAUAGCAAAAGCUUUUGUGGACUCUGGAUCAGAAAUAGGACUGCCCGUCAUUGACGUAAACGGGAAAAACCAAAUCGGGAUAAAUUAUAUACAGGCUACCAUGAAGAAUGGUCGUCGUUAUAGUACAAAUACAGCUUUUUUAUUUCCAGCAAGAACGAGAUCGAACUUACAUGUGAAAAAGGAGAGUACUGUAACACGAAUAAUUAUAGAAAAAGGUACGAAAAAAGCAAUAGGAGUGGAAUUCGUAACAAACCGUAAAAAAUAUAGAGUGUUUGUACGCAAAGAAGUAAUUGUUUCUGGUGGAGCUAUAAACUCGCCACAAUUACUCAUGUUGUCGGGGAUCGGACCGGAAGAACAUUUGAAAGAUAUAAAAAUUCCACUGAUAAAAGACUUGCCGGUUGGUGAAAAUUUGAUGGAUCACGUGGCACUAGGGGGUUUAAGCGUCUUGAUAAACGAUACUAUUUCAUUGAAAACCGACCGAUUGCUGAAAAAUCCGUUUAAUACACAAGACUAUAUUUCAAAUAAUUACGGUCCAUAUACAAUACCAGGUGCUGCGGAAGCCUUGGCGUUUUUCGAUUUAGACCGACCGGGAUCCUUAGAUGGACAUCCGAACUUAGAAUUACUAUUAAUUUCUGGUCUAUUUUCGGACAAUGAUUACACUCAUAGACUGUUCGGUUUGAAGACCGAGAUCUAUAAUCAAGUGUACAAGAAAACCGAAAACAUGGACGGUUUUACGGUGUUUCCGAUGAUUAUGCGACCGAAGAGUAAGGGCCGUCUGUGGCUAAAAGACGCAAACCCGUUCCACUAUCCACUGAUCGAUCCCAAUUACUUUGCGGACGAAAGAGACUUGGACGUGGCCGUAGCCGGAGUGCGGAUUUUCCAACAGAUGUUGAAAACUGACGCGAUGAAGAAGCUCGACGCCCAAUUAUUCGACACCCCGUUGCCCGGUUGCGUCCAACACAAAUUCGAUUCGGACGCGUACUGGAAAUGCUCGGCGAGACAAAUAAGUUUUACAAUCUAUCACUUGUCGGGCACAUGCAAAAUGGGACCGGUGGGUGAUCCCACAGCCGUGGUAGAUCCGAGAUUGCGCGUGCACGGCAUAAGCGGUCUAAGAGUCAUCGACGCAUCGAUAAUGCCGGAAGUACCGGGAGCGCAUAUCAACGCACCAACGAUUAUGAUCGGCGAAAAGGGCUCUGAUAUGAUUAAAGAAGAUUGGGGUAUAAGAGUAUAGACUGUAGUACUUGCAGAUUAAACUAUAAUUAGUCAAAUUUAUUAUAUAUAUUUCAUAUUUAUUUAAAAGAA